Molecule: messenger RNA, 2757 nt
Organism: Psylliodes chrysocephalus
Lineage: Eukaryota; Metazoa; Arthropoda; Insecta; Coleoptera; Chrysomelidae
Source: the annotation of a GenBank genome assembly
GUGACAUCAGAUUGUUAGAUAGCCACAAAACUUCGAGAUUCCGAGUACGUUCAGUCAGAAACAGAUUUUCAAAAAGUUUUUGUCACUCUAUAUAUUUAUAACAUAUCUGUAGCAGAAACAUACCUGCCUAAUACAGUGUUUACACAAUGCAUAAAUAUGUUGCAAUUUAAUAAAAUAUAUAUAUAGAAUUAUCUGAUCUUUAUAAGUGCAGUGUGCAAGUGUAUUAUAUAGUUUUUCGAAAAUAAUUAGAAAACUUUGUUUUGUGUACUGAUUUACCAUGGAUUUGCCGGAUAUGGAGGAUAUUCAUGUAUCUGACAGACUUUUGGCCGUGCCAGAUGGCGCCAAAAAGAAACAAGACGAAGAAGAAGACGACAUCAUAUCCAAAGCGAUAGGAGAAUUCGGCAAAUGGCAGCUGAUGCACACGUUUCUUCUUUCCCUCUUCAAUAUGCCGUGCACGUUUCACAUUUUCGCGCCCACUUUCCACGUGGGCGAAAAGAGGAACGCAUGGUGCGCGCGCCCCGAGACUUUUCGAAGUGCUAGUGUUAGUGAAUGGAUGAACUGCACCGGGCAGAACGAGACCAAUUUUUGUACUAUGUAUGACGUCACGGGGUAUAAUAUAACCACGUUGUGUAGUGCGAAUGUUAGCGAGCUAGGUGUGAUGAAGUGUACUGACUGGGAGUUCGCAGGUCAAGGUAGAAGCAUAAUCGCGGAUUUUAAUUUGGUCUGCGACAGAGGCGGUUUGCAAAAUUUCGGAGAAAUGAUGUUUCUCGCAGGAGUCGCAAUCGGUGGCCUGGUCAGCGGGAUCGUUUCCGACAAAUAUGGAAGAAAAAGGACUUUGAUGACUUCCGUGACAUUACAGACAAUCUUAGGUAUCUUAAUCGCUUUUAGUCCUUGGUUCCUUUCCUACGUCAUCCUCAGAGCUCUCUUGGGUUUCAUAUCCGUGUCAGUCGUUUUCAGUGGCUUCGUGCUAUCCAUCGAACUUGUCGGCGGUAAAUGGAGGACUGUGACAGGCAUUUCUUACCUUUUCCCCGUAUCUAUAAGCUACGUAACAAUAUCGGGGAUCGGUUGGUUGUUGAGAGACUGGAGGCAUUUUCAAUUGGCUAUAUCUUUACCAGGACUUCUAUAUAUUAUACUAUGGUGGGUACUUCCAGAAUCGCCAAGAUGGCUUCUCGCCCGAGGAAGAACCAAGGAAGUCUUGAUUAUUUGCGAGAAAGCCGCGAAGUUCAAUAACAAACAACUGUUUCCUAAUCUCGAUAAGCAACUCCAACCGGAAACAAAUGCUGGUCCUAUAGAAGAUGUUUCGGUAUUCGACCUCUUCAGGACUCCACUAAUGAGAAAGAAAACAUUCUGUCAAUUCAUAAUAUGGUUCAGUGUGUACUUGGUGUAUUAUGGUUUAGUUCUUAAUCUUGGGAAUAUUGGCGGAAAUUUGUAUGUCAACUCCGCCCUGCAAGGCGUAGUCGAAAUCCCAGCCAUAGCCAUCAGCAUCUACUUCCUCCUUAAAAAAGGUAGAAGAUUUCCUGCCUCCUUUUCCAUGAUCAUAUCCGGCAUAGCUUGCGUUCUCACCCUACCAAUCUAUUUCAUCAACGCUGAUCUGCAGUGGGUCAUGACAUCUUUAACUAUGAUCAGCAAAUUCUGUAUCAGUUCAUCUAACGUAAUCAUGCCGGUCUUCGCAGCUGAACUGUACCCCACCACCAUCAGAAACAUAGGAGUUGGUGCUGCCAACGUGACGGCUGGAAUCGCUUUGAUGUUGGUGCCCUAUCUUUGGCUGCUGGCUGAAUAUCAUCCGAGUUUGCCAAUGACAGCUCUCGCGCUCUGCGGGAUACUCGGUGGACUUUGCGUCCUCUUACUUCCAGAAACCAAGGGCGUACCUCUAAUCAGCACCAUCAGAGAAGAACAGCAAAACAGAAAAAUGUCUAUGUCUGAAGUACGACCCAAGAAAAAAAUAAACAAUAACUGUUCGGGAUAGCGUUUAUUUCAUGAGGAACGAUACGAAUACUCUCUAGUAUAAAUGGUGGUGUAUUGUGGCCCCGAAGCAGAACUCUGAGGCACAACUACCCGAAAUAUAUAUGUAGUGAUCGCUGUUUAAAGCUUUCAGUGUUGUAAAUAAGGCGUUUUGUACUUAAAAUUUAUUUAUACAGAUAAUAUGUAAAUUAUAAAUAGUUAUUAGUUGAUUCAGAAAAAAAAACGUUAAGUACUUGAUUGAUAAAAUAAAACGGCUAAUCGUGAAAAGAUUAGAAGGUAGGUUGAUAAAAAAAUUUAAGUCCUACGGUUAGUAUAUCGGAAAGGUUAGUCCUCUCACAUGUUUAUAUACAAUGUGUUUCAAAAAGUUUGGAAAACUUUUACUGUCAAUUUCUCAAAAACGUUAUAUGGAACACAUAUAUUGCAAUUAAAUAAUUCCAAAAAUAUCUGGUUGACCCUUAUUUUCGAAAAAUGACAAAUUGAUUUAAAAAGUUGUUCAAGAACCGAAAGUUAUUUUCAAAUACAAAAUCACAGCUUUCUAUUUCAAACUUGUUAUUUUUCCAUAGAUUUGACCACGAUUAAAAUAGUUUUUCACACUUGAAGUAUUCAAAGUAUGUGUAAUUGAAAAAAAGGACUGUAUUUUAUAUAAAUGACGUUCCGUUCUUUAAUAGAAUCAUUAGAACUGUACAAGAACAAAUAGAUUAAGAAAACAUUUUUAUUUAUGAUUACCUACCAACAAAAAUGUAAUAAAACUAAGAAAAAAAGAACAAAGAAAAAUGUAUGUAAAUAAAAAUAUCC